This is a messenger RNA of Gossypium raimondii (Peruvian cotton), 5073 nucleotides long. RefSeq lists its product as uncharacterized. The record is from RefSeq and is a predicted model, not a curated record. NCBI's taxonomy places the organism in Eukaryota, Viridiplantae, Streptophyta, Magnoliopsida, Malvales, Malvaceae. Bases 259 to 4845 code for a protein of 1528 amino acids. The transcript is spliced from 15 exons. Gene Ontology annotation, molecular function: protein dimerization activity; DNA binding.
AAUUCUUGUAUUAAUGUAGACAAAAAAAAUGAGAAGAGUAGGUUGAGAUAUUAUUUAAUUUGCAGGCAGGUAAUCUGUCUGUAGGAAGCAAAAAGAAAAGUCAAAAUAGAAACACUGAGUAUUCCGCGUGAGUGAUCAAUGACGCGCUUUUCCUAUUGCGUUUGCUUUUCCUGAGUGAUCAUCUUGCUGCUUUCACCUACUUUUCUACCAUAUUUCUCUUCUGCUUUACCCAAACUCUGUUGAAUCUCACCUUCUUUCAUGGCUUCUUCUUUUUCUGACACCGUCUUGAGAUUGUUACUAUCCUGCGCUGAAGCUAUUGAAGAUGGGGAUCUGAAGAGCGCCGAUGGGUUCCUUCACAGCAUCUUGAUUCUUGCUGGUGAGAGCUGCUACUCAGAUCAAAGACUGGUGAAAUACUUUGCGGACGCUCUGGUUCGCCGAGCCUACGGACUGCAUCCCGCUUGUUCCUCCUUCACUUUCCUUGUGGAUCCUGCAGCAUAUUAUCAUAGUAUCUGCUACCUUAUUAAUGGCGUCAUAGAAAAUGUCAUCCAUGAUGCUUUGAUGGGAAUCAGGCGAUUUCACCUCAUUGAUUUCUCCAUCCCGUAUUACUACAGUUUUGGGAAUUCAGUUGUUCGUACACUACCGACCUUCUCUGGCGAACCUCUACCCGUCCGUGUAAGUUACAUACUUCCACCAUUUCUGAAAAAAUAUGUAAAAUUCUCACGCCAAAUGGAGUUUUUGACUAGGGAUGCCAAGGAAGUUAAUGUAAAGUUGGAGGAUGAGUUGAAAGUGGUUUAUGGCAAUAGUUUGGCAGAAGUGGAUGAAUGUGAAAUAGAUUUGAAAAGAAGAAGAGAUGAUGAAAUGGUGGUGGUUUACUAUAAAUUUAAACUUGAAAAGUUGGUAAGAGAUGCAAAAGCAAUGGAGAGAGAGUUGGUAAGAUUGAAGGAGAUAAAUCCGACGAUUGUAAUCAUGCUAGACUUUUAUUCUAAUCAUGCCCACUCCAAUUUCUUGACAUGUUUCAAGGAUUCAUUUCAGUAUUCCUUGAAGACUUUUGAAUACUACUGGGAGGAGUUGGACCAUUAUAUUGAUGGGAAGUAUGGGUGGGAGUGCAACAGAGAGGUAGGGGAAGGUAAUAAUAUAAUUAGGCGGCACCCAACUUUGACAGAAUGGCAACAUCUCUUUUCAAGGGCUGGCUUUAGUCGAAUUCCAUUAAACCACAAGAAAGAUAAUCUUAGCGUUGAGGAUGAACGUUGGUUAGAAAUAAUGGGGGAGGAAGAAGAGUGUUUGAUUUUAGGUAACGAGGGAUGUCCAAUGUUUUUCUUAUCGGCAUGGAAACCCAAAGUUGAAGAUGGACACUUCAAUUCCAUUUCCACCAACCAUAAGUUUGGACAAGGUUUCGAUCCAAAUCCUGCGCCUCUUCAACCUCGUCAACCUUUUCUAGAGGGUUUGAAAUUGAAUCGAUUAGCUGCACUUGCCGAGAUACAUGACAUAUCAAAAUAUUUAUCUUGUAAAUACAAGCUUUCAUUGACUUUAACAUUGGCUUCUAAGGUCAACAAUAUGAAUGAAACUAUUUCGGAUCCAAACAAGAAACAUGUUUUUUUUAUCCAAGAUAAUUAUUGUUAUACGAAUGAUAUGACAUCUUAUUAUUUUAUGCUUGAUUAUUCUAAAGACAUGAUUAGUGGCCGCCCCCUAAUUAUUGAGAAAGCAUUUGAAUCAAGGGACGGCUACCAUUUUCAACCAUCUCUUUCUAAGGUAGAAGACUACAGAGAUUCCACGUUACAGCGUUAUAACAUAGAUGGUGCUGUUGCCAUCUGUCUACAAAAUCGUCACACAAGUGAUGAAGUUUAUAUCGUAGAAUUUUAUUGGCCUCCAACUGAGAGUGAAAUAUCAAAAUCUUUAGCUCUUCGUAUCUUCGAUGACUUGAAACAUAUGAAGACAACGUUUGUAACAGUAAAAGUUCAAGUCCCCGAAAUUAAGUUACAAGAAGCCAUUUCAAGCAUUCCUACAUCUGCAAACACAGCAAUGCCUUUGAAAAUAGCUGAAAAUGCGCAUAUUGAGCAGGUUGUUGCAGAUCCUUUUAACACACUAGAAGGGCCUUAUAACAAGAUUGUGGAAACAAAACGAAACAAACAGAGAAAGUCGUGGUCAAAGGUUUGGGUGGACUUUGAUAAGUUUGAAGAACAUGGAAAACAAGUAGCCAAAUGUAAACACUGCCCCAAGGUGUUUACAGGGUCAAGUAAGAGUGGAACCACACACUUGAAUAACCACUCGAAAGUAUGUCCUGGUAAGAAAAAACCAAAUCAAGAAAGCCAGUUGAUACUUCCAGUUGAUACCAAUGAAAGAAGCUCAACGUUUGAUCAAGAAAGGAGUCACUUGGAUCUUGUGAAAAUGGUUAUUAAGCAUCAGUACCCAUUAGCUUUGGUUGGUCAAGAAGCCUUCAAGAAUUUUGUGAAAGGUUUGCAGCCGAUGUUUGAGUUUCAAUCAAGAGAUAAAUUGUUAUCUGACUUCUAUAAGGAAAAGAAAAGAGAAGUUCGACAGGGUUUUGAUAAACUUGCUUGUAAGUUCAAUUUGAGAGUCACUUUGUGGAAGAAUGGUCUUGGAAAGACUGCAUAUUGUUGCCUGAUAGCACACUUUAUUGAUGAUGAUUGGAAACUGAAGAUGAAGAUUCUUGCCUUCAAAACUUUGAAGCAUAUAUAUGACACAAAGGCUUUAAGUGAAAUUAUCCAGAGAUCAGUUUCAGAAUGGAAUCUAGAUGAGAAAAUAUAUUCCAUAACUAUGGAUGACCCUUCUUUGAACGAGGAAAUGUUUCAGCAAAUAAAAGAAACUUGUGUUCGUGAUCAAGGCUCGCUUUCUUCAGCUCAUUGGUUCAUUAGUUGCAAUUUUCUUGAGGAUGGGUCUCGUGAGAUGUAUAGUAUACUUCAUAAGUUUAGGGAAUCCAUUGAAUAUGUCACUGAAACAACACAUGGGAGACUAAAAUUCCAAGAAGCUGUAGAUCAAGUGAAGCUACAAGGUGGGAAAUCAUUGGAUGAUCUUUCUUUCAAGUUGGAAUCAGAAUUUGACAUACUUACUAGUGCUUUGAAAUCAAGAGAAAUCUUUUGUCAGUUGGAGCAAAUUGAUGGCAAUUUUAAGCUAAACCCAUCAAUGGAGGAAUGGGAAAAGGCCAUAGCUCUAAAGAGUUGUUUGAAAUGUUUUAAUGAUAUCAAAGGAACUCAAUCCAUUAGUGUAAGUUUGUACUUUCCAAUGCUUUGUGACAUAUACAAGAAAUUUCUUCAGCUGGAAAAAAGCAAUCAUUCAUUUCUUACAUUGAUGAAGAGGAAAUUUGAUCGCUAUUGGAGCUUAUGUAAUUUGGAAUUAGCUGUUGCAUCUGUUCUUGAUCCAAGGUUAAAAUUUAAAAUUGUGGAGCUCUCAUAUAAUGUGAUUUAUGGCCAUGACAAUAAGAUGCAACUGAACGAGUUUCAUAAAGUUCUUACAGAUGUUUACUGGAAAUAUACCAAUGGAGCUAGAAAUUCGAUUGCAUCCACUUCAAUAUUGGGUGAUUCCAAUUCUUUGACAACAGAGACUGCAAAUGAUUGUAUUUUGGACUCCUUCAAUAACUUUUUACCCUCAUGGAAGUCAGAGCUUGAGGAUUACUUAGGUGAGUCAGAGCCUGCACUUCCCUUAGAUGGAGACAUACUUGGUUGGUGGCGUGCUAAUUCUCUAAGGCUCCCUUCUCUUGCAAAGAUGGCUCGUGAUCACCUUGCAAUGUUGGUAUCAGUUUCGAUGCCAUGUUCGGCUGUUAGUGCCAUGAUCACACAUUCAAGCUACAAUAGGUUGGACCCUGAUAGCAUGGAAGCUUUGGUAUGCAGUCAAAAUUGGUUGGAAACUCUUAAAGAAAAUGAGGGAGAAAAUCAUGAACUUACACAAAAUACGGAAAAAAGGAAAAGGAAGAUGGAUGAGGAGGACACUUAUGUGGUAAAAAGUUUCAAACCUUUGAAUUGCGAAAAGGCUAAUAGUACCAAAGACAUUGCCAAAGAUUCCAACAACAAUGAAGAGCUGCAAAUAGUGAAAAGUUGCAAAAAUUGGUGUAAGGAAGAAACUGACAGUGGAAACAAAUACAAAGCUGCCAACAAAAUGAAUGUUGGCAAAGAAGUGAUAUCAUCAAAAUCAUCAGAACUGAAUCUUGGAAGAAACACUAAUGACGUAAUAGAAAUUUUGAGUGAAGAUACGUCGAUCGAUACUACUCAAUUAGAUCAGGUCGAAAGCUCAUCUUCCGAGUCUGAUAAUGAAACAACAUUGAAGGAUCAAGGAUCAUGGUGUGAACAGGACGUUGAGGCAUAUUUACUCUCGAGGUUUACAAGCAAGGAGCAUAAACGGCUAGAUAAAUGGCAAAAGAAAUGUGAAAGGAAUGAGUUAAAUGGAAAAAUGAUUGGACGAGAUGUAGAGUUUAAAUUGAUGAGUAAUGAAUUGGCACCUUUAUUCAUGGUACCUCAAGAUGAUGAAACUCGAGAAGAGUACUAUAUUAAUGAUUCGACUCAAUUGAUAAAAGGAUUCAAAUCAGAACAUGAAGUAUUAGCUUGGUUUAAAGUUGAGAAGCUAAGGGUCUACAUAAAAUGUUUUUACCAUUGUGCAUAUCAUCACAUUGGGUUCUUUUAUAUGUUGAUAUCAAGGAAAAAAUAUUUUCAUGGUUGGAUCCAGAUCCAUCUUCUCAAAUACUAUCUUACCAUUUCGAAAAACCUGUUACAGUAUUACAGUGCUUUAAAAGCUUUUUACUCCCAAAGCUUGGUUAUAGUGAUGCAAAUGAAUGGCCAUUUGUGGUGCGUAAUAAUAUCCCAAAGCAAAAAAACUCGGUUGAUUGUGCGGUGUUUGUGAUGAAAUACGGUGAUUGUCUUACGCAUGGUGAAUGCUUUCCUUUCAAACAAGAAGACAUGGUCCAUUUUCGUCGUCACAUUUUUCUUGAUAUAUAUCGUGGAAGAUUACAUAGAAAAAAUAAAGAUUGAUGCCUUGUUUAAAAACUCAAAGUCAAAAGGAUGUGAAUUCGAAUUUUUGAAAUUUGAUGGAAAUUAUUGUUUUUUAAUGCAUGCAUGAUACUUUCACUCA